Messenger RNA from Oryzias latipes (Japanese medaka), 4194 nucleotides. RefSeq names its product NACHT, LRR and PYD domains-containing protein 12-like. NCBI's taxonomy places the organism in Eukaryota, Metazoa, Chordata, Actinopteri, Beloniformes, Adrianichthyidae. Gene Ontology annotation, molecular function: protein binding. The record is from RefSeq and is a predicted model, not a curated record.
AGGCAGAGAGGAAGGAUGGGAGGGGGGGCUCUGCUCAGAGGAGAACUGAAAGUACUACACGAGUUUAGGGUUUUCCAGUGUAGUGAACACAGCCGCAUUUUCUCAGAUGCUUUUACUGCUUCAUCACGCUCUGAUCUGUGUGCGGUUCAUGUUUCCUGCUCCUGGAGGGAAUCAACCUUCUAGCGAUUUGUGAACUCAGCCUGAGUUCUGCUGCUCUAGCUCAGCCUGAUGAAGAUGAGCGGCGCAGAGGAAGAGGAUGAUGCAGAAUCCUUGGGACCCAGUUGUGUGACUUACCAGUCCAAGGAUCCACCUCUAGCCUUCAGAACCGAACCUGGACCCACAGACUCACAACAGAGCAAUGAGAAUACUAAUUGCGAAGAAGAGCAGCUGUCCUGCUGUUCUUUGUGUCAGAACGCCCUGAAGGAUCCAGUCUCUACCAGCUGUGGACACUGGUUCUGCAGGCAGUGCAUCACCUCGUACUGGGACCAGUCUGACCCAUCAAGACUCUGUUCCUGUCCAAAAUGUGUAGAAGGACCCAGAAGCAGAGCUGGACUGCAGACCAGUCAGAGAAGAACCAUCCAAACAGAUGUUGGUCUGCAGGAGCCUUUAGAUGAACAUCAGGUUAGUGUGAAGAGAAGAUAUGAAAAUACGACUGAAGGAACUGAUGAAACAGGAAAAGGAACUCCCCUCAACAGAAUCUACACUGAGCUCUACAUCACAGAGGGACUGAGAGAAGAAGUUAAUACCCACCAUGAGGUGAAGCAGCUGGAGAGAGUCUCCAAGAUCCUUCAUGAUGUUCCAAUCAGGUGCCAGGACAUCUUCAAAGCCCUAACUGACCAACAUGGAUCCAUCAGAGUGGUUCUGACCAUUGGCGUUGCUGGAAUUGGAAAAACCUUCUCAGUGCAGAAGUUCACUCUGGACUGGGCCGAGGGCUUGGAGAACCAAGACAUCAGUGCAGUGGUUCCUCUGUCAUUCAGGGAGAUGAACUUGAUCAGAGAUGAGCAGCACAGUCUUCUCACUCUCAUCCAACGUUUCCAUCCAACCUUCCAGAAGAUCCCAGCAGAGCAGCUGUCUGUCUGUAAACUUCUCUUCAUCUUUGAUGGUCUGGAUGAAAGCAGACUUUCUCUGGACUUCAACAACAGUCAGGUGGUGUCUGAUGUCACUCAGAAGUCAUCAAUCAAUGUUCUUCUGACAAACCUCAUCCAGGGACGUCUGCUUCCCUCAGCUCUGGUCUGGAUCACUUCCAGACCUGCAGCAGCCAAUCAGAUCCCUCCUUCAUGUGUCUCCAGGGUAACAGAAGUACGAGGCUUCACUGACUCCCAGAAGGAGGAGUACUUCAGGAGGAGAUUCAGUGAUGAAGAUCUGUCCAGCAGAAUCAUCUCCCACAUCAAGGCCUCCAAGAGUCUCUUCAUCAUGUGUGGAGUUCCUGUUUUCUGCUGGAUCACUGCUGUGGUUCUAGAGAACAUGCUGACCACAGAGAAAAGGAAAGAGCUGCCCACCACCAUGACUGACAUGUACUCCCACUUCCUGAUGGUCCAGACAAAGAGGAAGAAGAACAAAUACCAGCAGGAACAUGAGGAGAAUCCACAGGAGCUGACAGAGGCUGACAUGGAAGUUCUUCUGAAGCUGGGGAGGCUGGCAUUUGAACAUCUGGAGAAAGGAAACAUCAUGUUCUACCAAGAAGACCUGGAACAGUGUGGUCUGGAUGUCACAGAGGCUUCUUUGUAUUCAGGAGUUUGUACAAAGAUCUUCAGAAGAGAUUGUGGGAUCUUCCAGAAACCAGUCUACAGCUUUGUUCAUCUGAGUGUUCAGGAGUUUCUGGCUGCAGUUUACAUGAUCCACUGUUACUACAACAAUACAGUGGUGAUGAAAAGCUUCCUCGAGGAUCAAAUAAUCAAUUUACCGCUGGAUGAAUUUCUUCAUGAAGUUAUGACAAUAUCUGUGAGGAGCAAAACAGGCCACCUUGACCUUUUUGUUCGUUUUCUUCAUGGUCUCUCUGUAGAGUCCAACCAGAGACUCCUAGGAAACCUAUUGGGGUGGAUCAAGAAUAGUCCAGAAACCAUACAGAAGGCUAUCAACAACCUGAAAAAGAUGAACAGUGAAAAGAUGUGUCUUGACCGAACCAUUAACAUUUUCCACUGUCUGACAGAAAUGAGGGACCUCACGGUUCAUCAGGAGAUUCAAGAGUUCCUCAAGUCUGAAAAUAGGUCAAAGAAAGAGCUCUCAGUGAUCCACUGCACAGCUCUGGCCUACAUGCUGCAAAUGUCCAAAGAUGUUCUAGAGGAGUUAGACUUGAAGCAUUACAACACCAUUGAAGAGGGUCGAUGGAGACUUAUUGCAGCUGUGAACAACUGCAAACGGUUUCGGUUAAGUGGACUAAUGAAAUCUUCUGAAGAGGAUCCAAACAGACUUUCUGCCCGUGAACUCUCAGAGACGGAUUGUGAAGUUCUGGCCUUGGCACUGAAGUCGAACCCAUCCCAUCUGACAGAACUGGACCUGAGCUGGAACCAGAUACAGGACAUAGCUGCAAAAGCUUUGAGUUUUGGACUGAAGAGUCCAAACUGCAAGCUGGAGACUCUGAGGUUGAAAGGCUGCAGUUUGUCAGAGGCCAGCUGUGCUGUCCUGGGAUCAGCACUGAAGUCCAACCCGUCCCGUCUGACAGAACUGGACCUGAGCUACAACAUGGUCCAGGAUUCAGGACUGAAGCAUUUGUGUGGUUUUCUGGAGAGUCCAGAUUGCAAACUGGAGACUCUGAGGUUGAUGGACUGUAGGCUGUCUGAGAUCAGCUGUGAGGUUCUGGUUCUGGCUCUAAAGUCCAACCCAUCCCACCUGACAGAACUCAACUUGGGCAUGAACGAGCUGCAGGAUUCAGGAGUGAAGUCUCUGUGUGGUUUCCUUGGGAGUCCAGACUGCAGACUGAAGACACUGGGGUUAAGGAGAUGUGGUUUGUCAGAGAUCAGCUGUGAUCUUCUGGUCUCAGCUCUAGAGUCCAACCCAUCCCAUCUGACAGAACUGGACCUGGUAUACAACUACCUGCAGGAUUCAGAUGUUCAGAAGAUCCCUGCUCUGAGGAAGAGUCCAGACUCCAAAGUGGGGACUGUGAGAUGGCAGCCGCCUCUUCAAAAGCCAGGACCUGUGGAGGAUCCGUCUGAAUGGGUAUGAGUCGGCAGCAAUCAGCCAGCAUAGAUAUUCUGAGGAGGAGGCGACAUCACAGCUCCACCAUCAGACACAAGUCUUUGGUGUCAACGUCACAUGGACACUUAAACGUGGAGGCUGGUCCUUCAGCACCACUGUCCUGCUCAUUUUAAAUGUUUAACUGAUUAUUCUGCAGAGUCCUGGUGGUUUGGGUUGAGUCUUUGUAGCAGAGAAACACUUAAAACCUGCAGGGUUUGUGAGGACCAGGAUUAAGAAACACUGUUAAAGAGUUGAUGGAGAUCUAAUGCACUGUCAUAAAUGUUCCAUUUUGUUAAUGAAAUUGGUAAAAUGUAAACAUAUUUGUACAUAGGAUGUCAUAAGAGAUUUUAAUAUCAAACGAUUCACUUCUGCUUUUUAAUGUGAGCAAACCGUUUUAUUUUACUUAGUGUAUUUCCAUGACUCCAGAAGUCAUCAACGGUUGUAUGGAUCCUCAAAAACAAGGCUGUUCAUCCCCGAUCCUCAAGAUCUCCCACCCUACCUGUUUUUUCACUCACCCUGCACUGCUUGCUGCUGAUUACCUGGACCAGGUGUGUUCAUUCAAUCAGAGGGUAGAGAUAUCUGAUGGAGGUAAUUGAUCUGGAAAACCGUCAGGAUGGUCGGGCUUGAGGACCAGGAAUAAGCAGCCCUGCUCUAAAGGGAACAAAUGUCUUCCGCUUUUUUAAUGCAUCACAAACUGAACACUUUAGAUUAAAGUUAAAGGGACUACAGGUUAAUUUAUGAGGGACUAUUGUUUAUUCAUGAAAACAGAGGUUUUUGUAUCAAGUCUUCAUUAAAGUUUAUCUUCAUCAGUUUAUAAUCUUCUGGAACGAUCUUUUUCUGUUUGUUAUAAAAGCUUUGGGGAUUUUUGCUUUUGAGGUUUGUGCAAUAAAUUUCCAAAUGUGGGUUUUAAAGUUCUUUUUGAGCCAAAGACUGAUUUCAUGAGUUUAUAUCAUUUUUACAACAAAGUUGUCAUAGUCACUGUAAAUGCAUGAAAUGAAUAAAAAAAUCUUUUAAAACUCA